AUGGCUGCACCUCAAGUAAUUGUGGUCGGUGGUGGCCUCUCUGGCCUCAGCGCCGCACACACUGUCUACCUCAACGGUGGCAACGUCCUCGUUUUGGACAAGCAGGCUUUCUUCGGUGGUAACUCUACCAAGGCCACCUCCGGUAUCAACGGUGCUCUCACUCGCACCCAGACCGAUCUCGGCAUCCAGGACAGCGUCAAGCAGUUCUACGACGAUACCCUUAAGUCCGCCCGUGACAAGGCCCGUCCCGAGCUGAUCAAGGUCCUGACCUACAAGUCUGCCGCCGCCGUCGAGUGGCUGCAGGAUGUCUUCAACCUCGACCUCACCCUCGUCUCCCGUCUCGGUGGACACACUCACCCCCGCACACACCGUGGUCACGAUGCCAAGUUCCCCGGUAUGGCCAUCACCUACGCCCUGAUGCAGCGAUUGGAAGACCUCGCCGAGAAGGAGCCCGGUCGUGUCCAGAUCAUCAAGAAGGCCAACGUCACCUCCAUCAACAAGUCUGGUAACAAUGUUACCGGUGUUACCUACACUGUCAACGGCGAGGAGAAAUCUGCCGACGGUGUUGUCGUUCUCGCUACCGGUGGUUACGCUGCCGACUUCAGUGAGACCUCCCUCCUCAAGAAGCACCGCCCCGACACCUUCAAUCUAUCCUCCACCAACGGCACCCACGCUACUGGUGACGGUCAGAAGAUGCUGAUGGCCAUCGGCGCCAACGGUAUCGAUAUGGACAAGGUCCAGGUCCACCCUACCGGUCUCGUCGACCCCAAGGACCCCAACGCCAAGUUCAAGUUCCUGGCCGCCGAGGCCCUCCGUGGUGAAGGUGGUCUCCUCCUCAACUCCGAGGGCCAGCGUUUCUCUGACGAGCUCGGUCACCGUGACUACGUCUCCGGCAAGAUGUGGGAAGAGAAGGAGAAGGGCAAGUGGCCCAUCCGUCUCGUCCUCAACAGCAAGGCCUCCAAGGUCCUUGACUUCCACACCCGUCACUACUCUGGCCGUGGCCUGAUGAAGAAGAUGACCGGCGCCGAGCUCGUUGCCGAGAUCGGCUGCGGCGAAGCAGCCCUCAAGAAGACCUUCGACGAGUACAACCUCAUCGCCGAUGGCAAGAAGAAGGACCCCUGGAACAAGCGUUUCUUCCACAACAUGCCCUUCAAGCUCGACGACGAGUUCCACGUCGCUCUCAUGGAGCCCGUUCUCCACUUCACCAUGGGUGGUAUCGAGAUCGACGAGCACGCCCAGGUCCUCAACAGCGAGCAGAAGCCCUUCGAUGGCCUCUACGCCUGCGGUGAACUCGCCGGUGGUGUCCACGGUGCCAACCGUCUCGGCGGUUCCUCCCUCCUCGGCUGUGUCGUCUACGGCCGUGUCGCUGGUGACUCUGCCUCCCAGCACCUUUUCAAGAAGCUCAUCAACAACGGCUCCUCCGCCUCCUCCCGUCUCGGCCAGAUCUCCCUCCACAUCGACCCCAGCACCCCUGGCAAGAUCUCCGUCGAGUGGGGCGGUGCCGCUCCCGGCGCAAGCCUCCCCGCUCUCGCUGCCCCCGCUGCUCCUGCUGCCGCCGAGGCCCCCGCCGCCAAGCCCGAUCCUUCGAACUUCAAGAUCCCAGAGACCGAGUACUCCAUGGAGGAAGUCGCCAAGCACAACACCAAGGAGUCCCUCUGGGUCGUGGUCAAGGGCGUCGUCCUCGAUCUCACCAACUGGGUCGAUGAGCACCCCGGCGGUGCUAACGCCUUGUACAACUUCAUGGGUCGUGAUGCUACCGAGGAGUUCGCUAUGCUCCACGACGAUGAGGUUAUCCCCAAGUACGCCGCUCAGACUGUGAUCGGUCGUGUCAAUGGCGAGACCCCUAGCCUGGAGCUGUAG
Penicillium griseofulvum is the source of this 1860-nucleotide messenger RNA. RefSeq names its product putative fumarate reductase Osm1 (gene osm1). Bases 1 to 1860 code for a protein of 619 amino acids. The record is from RefSeq and is a predicted model, not a curated record. Lineage: Eukaryota; Fungi; Ascomycota; Eurotiomycetes; Eurotiales; Aspergillaceae. Gene Ontology annotation, molecular function: FMN binding; oxidoreductase activity. The transcript is spliced from 2 exons.